This is a messenger RNA of Nyctereutes procyonoides (raccoon dog), 2284 nucleotides long. RefSeq names its product plasma serine protease inhibitor-like. The record is from RefSeq and is a predicted model, not a curated record. Gene Ontology annotation, molecular function: serine-type endopeptidase inhibitor activity. The transcript is spliced from 6 exons. Gene Ontology annotation, biological process: negative regulation of endopeptidase activity. Bases 219 to 1442 code for a protein of 407 amino acids. NCBI's taxonomy places the organism in Eukaryota, Metazoa, Chordata, Mammalia, Carnivora, Canidae.
GUCAGUGACAAAUGCUCCUUCCAACAGCUUCUGCUUUUCGCUGAGCGUGAGGGACUGGGACCUCCACUGUGUGCACGCUUGACUGUGAGACAGAGGGUGGGGAGAGAGCCAGGGCCUCGGAGGCCGCAGAGUCCACCCUCCGCCCCAGAACUGUGAACUUGGGCACACACUACAUCUGGCAGCACCUUGGUGUCCUUUAAGAGUGAGGAGCAGCCACCAUGCAGCUCUGCCUCCUUCUGUGCCUGAUGCUCUUCAGCUCGCCGGGUGCCAGCCUGCACCGCCACCGCCCCCGGGAGAUGAAGAAGAGAGUCAAGGAGCCGCCUGUGGCCAGCACAGUGGCCCCCGCCAGCAGGGACUUCGCCUUCGACCUCUACAGGGCCUUGGCUACGGCUGCCCCCGAUCAGAAUAUCUUCUUCUCCCCUCUGAGCAUCUCCACGACCCUGGCCAUGCUGUCCCUGGGGGCUGGAUCAUCCACAAAGGUGCAGAUCCUAGAAGGCCUGGGCCUCCGUCCCCAGGAGGUCUUGGAGGAGGCGCUGCACCGCAGGAUCCACCAGUUGCUGCGGGACUUCGCCCAGCCCAGGGAGGACAUCCAGCUGAGCCUCGGCAAUGCCCUGUUCAUCAGCCCCACCGUGCGCCUCCAGGACACCUUCCUCCGGGCCGUGAAGACGCUAUACCUGGCAGACACUUUCCCCACCAACUUUGGGGACCCUGCGGGGGCCCAGAAGCAGAUCAACGAUUACGUGGCAAAGCAAACCAAAGGCAAGAUCAUGGACUUGGCUAAGGACCUGGAUAGCACUGAGGCCAUGGUGAUGGUGAAUUACAUUUUCUUUAAAGCUAAGUGGGAGACAGGCUUUAACCACAAAAGCACCCGCAAGCAGGACUUCCAUGUGACCUCGGAGACGGUGGUUCAGGUGCCCAUGAUGAAACAGGAAGACCAUUAUUACUACUACGUGGACCGGAACCUCUCCUGCAGGGUGGUGGGUGUCCCCUACCAAGGGAACGCCACCGCUCUGUUCGUUCUCCCCAGUGAGGGUCAGAUGGGACAGCUGGAGAAUGGAAUGAGUGAGAAAACACUGAAGAAGUGGCUCAAGAUGUUCACAAAGAGGCAGCUUGAGCUCUAUCUUCCCAAGUUCUCCAUUGAGGGCUCCUACCAGCUGGACAAAGUUCUCCCUACGCUGGGCAUCAAUGACGUCUUUACCUCCCACGCUGACCUGACUGGCAUGACCAACGACACUAAUAUCCAGGUGUCUGAGAUGGUGCACAAGGCUAUGGUGGAGGUGGACGAGUCGGGGACUCAAGCGGCUGCAGCCACAGAAGCAAUCUUCAUGUUCAAGUCGGCCCCAAUGAGGCCUCACAAGAUCAUGUUCAACAGGCCCUUUAUGAUGCUCAUUGUGGAGAAUGCCACGAACAUCCUCUUCCUUGGCAAAGUGACCCAUCCCUGAGGUGGGUGUUUCUCCUGAAAGGUCACAAGCCUCCAUAGUGGAAGUCCCUACUGGGAGCUGAUGAUUGACACAGGUUUCGUUGACUAAUGGAGCAUUUACAAGUAAUAAUAAUCAUAGUAUUGAUAUAUUAACGAUGGCUUCUUUUCACACAACUGCAAGACGUGGCCACCUUGAGGAACCUUCGAGAGCAUUUGGACUGGCCCUCACUCUUCAUCAGUGGAGUCUAGCACCGAGGCCCAGAGAGGUUGGUUGACUUGCCCAAGGACACACAGCAUGUUAACAGUAGAGAGAGGCCCAGAAUCCAGGCCUCUGAUGCCCAGCCCAGUGCCACCGAGCUCUGUAGGAGGAUUGUUCUGGCAGGCAUUUCUACCAAAAAAUGUAGUUCUAAGCUGAGGCCUUCUCUUGCCAGCAAUACCAGCCAUCCAUUCAUCGUGGUUUGGAAAAAAAACAAGUAAUGGGGCUUCUGUCCCAGCUAACCAGCUGUGGGGCAUUGGGGUGAUCCUAUUCCUCUCUGGACCUCAAUUUCCCCCAUGCAUCCAAGGAAGGAUCAGGUGAAAGGUUGAAGGUUCCUUGACAUCAUAUAAAGAGGCUGGGGUGUUCCCUGCCCAUCACCGUAGAUUUUAACACAUUCCAGUGCUCCUUGUCCUAGAAGAAAAGCAAGUGGGCACCAGGGUGGAAAGGGCCCAUCACAGCAUCGAACUAACCUGAGGCUUCAUUACGACCUCCUGGCGUGGCUGGGGGCAGGAGAAUAGAGACCUGUUGCAAACACUAGAGUAUCAGUUGAAGACAUUGAUGACUAACCACGAAUUUUAGCAUCAACAAGAGUAAUAAAGCAUUUUGCA